Molecule: messenger RNA, 1056 nt
Organism: Amphimedon queenslandica
Lineage: Eukaryota; Metazoa; Porifera; Demospongiae; Haplosclerida; Niphatidae
Product: probable serine/threonine-protein kinase drkD
Exons: 1
Biological process (GO): necroptotic signaling pathway; protein phosphorylation
Molecular function (GO): protein kinase activity; ATP binding
Source: RefSeq, a predicted model, not a curated record
AGAAGAGAAAUAGACCGUCUGACACGUGUACUACAAGAAAGGGAAAGGGAACUAGAGGAGGAGAGAAGAGAAAAGGAACAAGUUAGAAACAGACUACAGCAACAACUUGAAGGAAGAGAACGACAACUUGAACAAGCACAGCAACAAGGACAAGAAAGAGAGAGGCAGGCCAGGGAACGAGAGCAGAAUCUUCAACGACAACUUCGAGAAAGUCAACAACAAUUCCAGAGGGAAAUUGAACAAACACGGCAACAAGGACAAGAAAGAGAGAGGCAAGUUCAGAAUCUUCAACAACAGCUUCAAGAAAGAGAGAGGGAAAUUCAAGAGGGUGGAGAAAGAGAACAGGGUCUUCAACGACAGCUUCAACAAGCUCAGCAGCAGCUUCAGGAAAGUCAAGAAAGAGAGAGAGGCCUAGAGCAGCAACUAAGAGAGAGAGAUAGACAAGAGAGAGAGUCUUCCUGGGUAGUUAGCAGAAAUGAUAUUAGAAUGACAGAAAGGAUUUUAGGGAGAGGAGGAUGGGGAGAGGUCAGAGUAGCUCGUUUCCAUGGACUGGAAGUUGCUGUAAAGGUACUUCACGAGACCAUCAUAUCAGAAUAUAACGUGUCACUGUUCUCUCGUGAAAUGAAUAUUGCUUCUAAAAUACGUCAUCCUAACCUCCUUCAGUUCAUAGGAGCGACUACAGAGGGUAAUCCAAUCAUCCUGACAGAGCUAAUGCCGACCAGCCUAAGAAAGGAAUUGGAGACUGGAGGACUGGCCUAUCCUGCCAUACUGAGCAUCAGUUUAGAUGUAGCCUGUGCUCUCAAUUACCUUCAUCUCUUCAAGCCUCAUCCUAUACUACAUAGAGAUGUCAGCAGUGCUAAUGUACUCCUUCAACCAAUGGGAGGUGGACAUGGAUGGAGGGCUAAAGUAUCUGAUUAUGGAUCAGCUAAUCUUCAGCAUCUUAUAAUUAGGUCAGUCAAUCCUGGUGGCCCACUUUAUGCAGCACCUGAAGCAGGGAAUCCCAGGGAACACUCUCCUUCAAUGGAUGUGUUCAGUUAUGGUGUCCUCCUUCUAGAG